Messenger RNA from Sodiomyces alkalinus F11, 1701 nucleotides. RefSeq lists its product as hypothetical. The coding region runs from base 1 to 1701 and encodes 566 amino acids. Gene Ontology annotation, cellular component: extracellular region. The transcript has 7 exons. Lineage: Eukaryota; Fungi; Ascomycota; Sordariomycetes; Glomerellales; Plectosphaerellaceae. The record is from RefSeq and is a predicted model, not a curated record.
AUGGUCACGGGCGCCGCCGCCCUGACGGCCGUCGCCACGCCCGCCAUGGCCAAGGAGAUGGCCAAAGACACAAUCCAAGCCACCGAGGUCUACGACAACGGCAAGUUGCACGAUUGGAACAUGGGGCGCAAACUUGAAAUGACGAGCGCCCAAGCCGCGGCCGGUAUGUUGAACUCGAGCGUCUGGCCCAGGCUCGACUACACCAAGUGCGAGGACGGUGUCGCCCAGGCCGUCCCCGGCGACCCCCUUCACGGCUUCAAGUGCAAGAACAUGGACUUGUACGACUUUAUCAACCACGCCACGCUUGGCUCGCCCAAUGGGUAUGGGUUGACGCCGGAUUCCAUUCCACGCACCGGCUCGUCGACUUGGGGCUGGGUAGACCCUGCUUCUGGCCGCGAAUUCAUCGCCAACGGCAUGGUGGAUGGCACUGCCUUUAUCGAGAUUCUCCCCGAGGGGCGUAUGUCCCUCCUGGGUUUCCUGCCGGUCCCUGUUCCAGUCGAGCGUAGUGCCCUGUGGAAGGAGGUCAGAUCCUAUAAGCACUACAUGGUCAUUGGCUCCGAAAUGGCCAACCACGGCAUCCAGAUCUUUGACAUGACCAAGUUGCUUGAUGUCGAUCCCCAGGAGCCUGUCAAGUACGACCCGGCCACAGACGUGACCGCUCACUUCACAGAUUUGCCUGGCCCAGGUCGCAGCCACAAUGUCGUCGUCUAUGAGGAAAAGGACCUACUACUUGUUGUUGGCUCCCAGCCUCGGAAUGAUGAGUGCCGGUCUGGUCCCAUCUUCGUCGAUCUGUCCGACAUCAGCAACCCGACCAGGGUCGGCUGCAACCCAAACGACGGCUACGUUCACGACGCUCAAUGUCUUAAGUAUAAGGGCCCUGAUGAGAAGUACCUGGGCCGCGAUAUCUGCUACGCCUACAACGAAGAUACCCUAACCAUCUACGACAUCACCGACCCCACCAACUCAUCCAUUAUUUCUGUCACUUCGUACGAGGGCGCCUCCUACACUCAUCAAGGAUGGGUUCUCGACCCAGAGUGGCAGGAGUUCUUGAUUCUGGAUGACGAGCUCGAUGAGGUCAACUCUGUGGGCGCUGCUGCAGAUGGUUACCCUGUGACCUUCAUUUGGCAACUGGAAUCCUUGGAGAACCCCAAGCAGGUUGGCCUUUACAAGGGCAGCGUGAGGAGUGUGGAUCACAACCAAUACAUCAAGGACGGUCUUAGCUACCAGUCAAACUAUCAGGCCGGUCUCCGCGUCUACGACAUCAGCUCCAUCCCGACUGACCCCUCUGGCGAUGGUGUUUGCGAGGUCGCCUACUUUGAUAUCCACCCCGAGGACGAUAACGAGCCCGGCGGUGGCAUCCCUACCUAUGAGUUUGGCACCUGGGCAUCAUAUGCCAUGUUUCCAUCUGGCUUCAUCUUCAUCAACACCAAGGAGCGUGGUGCGUUUCUCGUCAAGAUGACCCGCCGCGAGUCAUGCCCAAAGACGCACCCAUGCAAUGCCGAUAACUGCCUGCGCGCCAUGCGCUCCACCAGCGUGCAGGGCCGCCUGGAGGAGUCGCAGGAAUUCUGUGGCGCAUUCCUUGAUGGCUGGUCCGGCGAUGUCGACGAGGUUCCCGCGUACGGCGUCAGGGCCUGCGGCGAGAAUAUCAUCUCCCGCGUCAGCUCUGCCUGCUCGUGCCUGCCGACGCCUACCUCGACGUAG